This is a messenger RNA of Salvia miltiorrhiza (redroot sage), 1609 nucleotides long. RefSeq names its product GPN-loop GTPase QQT2-like. Gene Ontology annotation, molecular function: GTPase activity. Bases 184 to 1476 code for a protein of 430 amino acids. NCBI's taxonomy places the organism in Eukaryota, Viridiplantae, Streptophyta, Magnoliopsida, Lamiales, Lamiaceae. The record is from RefSeq and is a predicted model, not a curated record. The transcript is spliced from 9 exons.
ACACUAAUAUAGGCAAAACAUAAAAAUAGACGGCAAGAGUUUCAGUUGCGCGCGACUCGUUUUCCGUUUCACUCUCCGUCAACAGCCCUACCUCCGCGGCCUCUCGCGGCGGCGCUGAUAGAAAAUAUUAGAACGAGGACUGGCCGCUGCUAUCCGCGAUUGUUUCAGCUAGCAGGGCAUGCGAUGCCUCCGUGGUGUCCUGACUGUGUGAAAAAUGUUCGGACUGACAACUUUGGAGGCAAAACAUGCUGUUCACUUUGCGGGAGGAUUCUUAUUGAGGAUGACAUUGCGGAGGACGUUCAGUUUGUGAACUCAGCUGAUGGACAGUCAGGAGAAAUGGAUAUCGACUCAAAGGCACCUGAAAAUGCUACUUCAGUGGCUCAAGGGGAUACAGAGAUAUCCAAAACAAUGGAGGAUCUGAAUAUUGGAGAAACAUCCUCUAGCUUCAAGACAAAACCAGUUAUCAUAAUAGUAGUGGGGAUGGCAGGAUGUGGAAAGACUACAUUUCUUCACCGGCUCGUCAGCCACACUAUGGCAUCAAAUAUUCGAGGCUAUGUUAUGAAUCUUGAUCCUGCUAUCCUGACACUUCCUUUUGGUGCAAACAUUGACAUCAGAGAUACUGUUCGAUACAAGGAAGUCAUGAAGCAGUUCAAUCUUGGGCCAAACGGAGGAAUUUUGACUUCACUCAACCUUUUCUCAACAAAGUUUGAUGAGGUCAUAUCCAUGAUAGAGAAACGAGCGGAUCAGCUUGACUAUGUGUUGGUGGACACUCCUGGCCAAAUCGAAAUUUUCACUUGGUCCGCGUCUGGAGCUAUUAUAACAGAAGCUUUUGCCUCAACAUUUCCCACAGUAAUUGCUUAUGUUGUUGAUACGCCCCGUUCAGCUAGCCCAGCCACCUUCAUGAGCAAUAUGCUGUAUGCCUGUAGCAUCCUCUACAAAACACGGUUGCCACUAGUGCUGGCGUUCAAUAAGACAGAUGUGGCACAACAUGAGUUUGCAUUGGAGUGGAUGAAAGAUCUCGAGGUAUUUCACGCAGCACUGGAUUCUGAUCAUUCUUAUACAUCAACCCUGACGCGCAGCCUCUCUCUAUCGCUAGAGGAAUUCUACAGUCAUCUGAGAUCAGUCGGAGUAUCUGCAGUGACCGGUUCAGGGAUGAACGCCUUCUUUACGGCUAUUGAAGCCAGUGCAGAAGAGUACAUGGAAACUUACAGGGCUGAUCUUGACAAGAGACGAGCAGAGAAGGAACGCUUGGAAGAAGAACGCAUAAAGGAGAAUAUGGAUACGCUUAGGAAAGACUUGGAGAAGUCCCGAGGGGAAACUGUGGUAUUGAGCACCGGUUUGAAGGAUAGACCGGCUGACGAGAGCUUGGAGCUUGACGAAGAUGAAGAGGAUGAAGUAAUAGAGGAUGUCGAUACGGAUGAUUUCAUAGAUGAGGACGAGGAAGACGACGAGGAUGAAGAGCAUUUUCCGUUUUGAGACUCGAGUCUUGUGUCUGAAUCUAAGCUUUAGCUGACUUACUUCUGAUGCAGUUUACUAGUUUUUCUGUACAUGAAUGCUGACUCCUUGAUCCCUCCAUUUUGGUGAAAGUAAACAUCAAAUUUGGUAUCUA